CGGCCGCCCACAUAAGACUCUUCCGCCAUGGCGCGUCUUAAUGCUCAUCUGUCAGCCACGCCUCAGAGCCACCGCUCAUCCACCGUCGACUCGCUGUAUCGCGACCCCACGCCACGGCCACAUCUCAACUCUGCAAGUUCGCGACAAGCUGCCACGCUCUCCGCCAUGAGCCCGGCCCGCUCGCUGAAUUCCGACAAAGAGAAUCAAGAGCCAGAUUCGCGUGCAAACACUCCUCGGCCUACAAAAGCCAGGCGUCCCAUGGCCGCAUCAGCACCGCGACUGCCCACCCCUAACUCUGGCCCCGGCUCUGCCUCUGGCUCAUCCUCAUCUGGCGCGAACAAACGGCGGAGAACCGGUGACUACACUAUCACCAACCCUACCGCUAUCUCUCGACAUGGUGAGGAAGACCUUCACGAUGGCCGGGACGAGGUGUCAGAGCACCACGACAAUGACGACGACGACGACGACGGUGAGGCUGAUGGCACCAAAUACUACAACCCUUGUCAGGAUGUCAGGUUGCGGCAAGCCGUUCGCGCCAACAUUACCAAGAAUCUGCGCGAGAUGGAAGAGAACCGCGACGAGUUGAUCAAGCCUGGCAAUUCUGGCCUGCUAGACCACAUCAAACGCGAGAACGGCCUCAUGGAAAAGGUCAGACAGACAUCGGAUGCCGUUCAGGACGCGCGCUUCAUGGUUACCGCAAGCGACUACGCCGGCAAGAAGAUGAACAACUGCUUGCAGGGCAACGCCGGCGUCGGCGUUGACAUAGAUGUGUUUGUCUCCAAGUGCAUCUUCUUCAUGAGGGCAGGCGGGAGGACCGCGGAAGAGGAAGACGGUCGCGCCUCGACGCAGGAGCGUGGCCGAACACGGACUGCCGCCAACGACGACGAUGAAGACGAUGAUUCGGGCGAUGGCCUUGACUGGGCUGUCUUGGGACGUGAAGCCUGCUUUCCUUUCAACAGACGCCCCCCGACAUGCAGCUUCCUCCUCGGUCCUCUUUCUGUCCAGAAACGCGCCCGCACUACUCAAGCACGCCGUGCUAGGUCGCAGAGGCAGCCUCUCGGCCCGGCUACCAAACCCCAGGAGCUCGAACAGUCGGAUCUGAAGCAGUCUGAGAACUCCAAUUUGACCCAUCUCGUAAAGGGCAUCAAGUCGCGACUGGAGAAGCACAUCCAAGCCGGUACGAGGAAUAUCGAGGCUGAGCUUGAGGAGCUCGGCGACGAGCCCGACGAUGAGGACUUCAAUGCAGCCUGUAGACGGCAGCGUGUCUAUCAGUCUCCCGACCAGGAGCCUUGCGUCUCACUGUUUGACUUUGUAGUAAACCCCAAUUCGUUUGGACAAACCGUCGAAAAUCUGUUCUACGUGAGCUUCCUCAUUCGAGAGGGCAAUGUCAAGGUCCUCCAGGAUGAACACAGUUUACCGCUAUUAGUACCCUCCGCACCCCACUCAUUGCAAGAGCAACGAGAGCGUAAUGUACAAAAGCAUCAAGCCGUAUUCAGUAUCGACUGGCCUACCUGGAAGAAGCUCAUUGAAGCCUUCGACAUCAAGGAGCCGCUUAUUCCCCACCGAGUGGCCGAGGAGACCAACGUCUCAGCGGGAGCCUGGUAUGGCUGAAUACCAUCGCCUACCCUUUGGUCUUGACCGAUAGCGUCAGCCCGCGGUCUAAUGUCUUCUAGCUCUGUCCGACUACUUAGGUACGCUCCAUUCAAAGGGGGUGUUUCGGGUACUAUUUGAUUGUGUAACGAUGGAAGCUAUAUGUGUAAUCCAAUAUCCUUUCUUGGCGCUGUGGGACUACGGGGGGGUUUAAGAGAAUGAUGGGCGUGAUACUUCUUCUGAUUCUUGCGCCUAUUAUUCUUAUUUCUUACAUCGGUACUCUGGAUCUCUGGAUAUUUCAUACCUAUUUACCUCUCGAUACCCGGUCUUGAAUCUCAUUGCGGCGCUUCUUUGCCUGCGGGGAGUAGAUGGAUGGGACAGAUGAG
Messenger RNA from Lindgomyces ingoldianus, 1976 nucleotides. RefSeq names its product Nse4-domain-containing protein. The coding region runs from base 28 to 1611 and encodes 527 amino acids. Lineage: Eukaryota; Fungi; Ascomycota; Dothideomycetes; Pleosporales; Lindgomycetaceae. Gene Ontology annotation, biological process: DNA repair. The transcript is spliced from 3 exons. Gene Ontology annotation, cellular component: nucleus; Smc5-Smc6 complex. The record is from RefSeq and is a predicted model, not a curated record.